UGACGUCAAACGUCAAGGUGGGUCAAUUUGUAAUGGCGUCGCGGUGAUUUUCAACAGUGUUUCGACGUCUGUUGAUACAGAAAGUCACAAAAGUGAAAACAAUUCGAAUUGAAAUGAAGACCGCGCUGUGAUGUUAUCCAAGUGUUGAUCAAGAUCGGACACAAAACGUUGCAUUGUUGUGUACAGUGAACAUCCGAAAUUUACAAAAAAUGGCCAAUUUUAGGAAAUCCUCAAGACUUUUAUGUGAAUUAUUUUUAGUGAUAUUAUGUUUAGUAAAUAGGAUUUCCGGUGCUGAAAACAACGCAUCCACCAGUAGAAAAGACACUCAAGCCCAUUGCGUCUGGUACGGGGAGUGCAACACCUCACCGACUGGCCUAACGCAAUACUGCCCUUACGACGGCCCUCCAAAACCCCUCAACGACACCACGGCCCUUGAGACCCUCUCGAAAUGGUGUCCACACCUGAUUUCCGACUCUAGUCAAACCAUAAACGCUUGUUGUGACGCUGCUCAAGUCGCCACAUUCGCCACCAAUAUUCAACUCGCCGCCAAUUUCCUCAAGAGAUGUCCUUCCUGUAUGAUGAAUCUCGCACGGCAUUUGUGCGACUUCACCUGCGGACAGGACCAAACAAACUACAUGAAAAUCGUCGAAGUCAAGAAUAAUACGAAAGGAGUUGAAUACAUCACUGCGAUAGACCUGUUCAUCACGAACGACUAUUUGGAAGGGACGUACAAGUCCUGUAAACAAGUCAGUGUCCCUUCGAGUGGACAACUCGCUCUAGAUCUGAUGUGUGGCUCCUGGGGGGCGAGUAAAUGUUCGGCGAUGAGAUGGUUUAACUUUAUGGGAACUGCAGGAGAUACGAAUCCUUUCGUACCGUUCCAGAUUAAUUAUCUGAAUAGUACCGGGCCGGUUGAUAAGGAUGGAGUCAAGUAUCAGCCUUUGAAUCCAGAAAUAACGCCGUGUAAUAAGGCGUUUGAUUCUAAAUCGGCAGCAUGCAGUUGCGUCGACUGCGAAGAAAGUUGCCCUGUCCCUCCGCCCCAACCUCCUGCACCCCAACCCUUCACAAUCGCCGGUUUCGACGGUUAUUUCUUCCUCAUGAUUAUUGUUUUCUGCGUUGGAACUCUCAUGUUCCUCCUGGUCGUCUUCGUCUGUCCGUCCAGAGCCGAAAUUGGUUUUCAUUUAAAUAAAAGUAAAACAGCACCCGGUGUAGAUUUGGCCGAGGAUUGUCAAGUGGGUUUGGUGACCGGGCAUGGUUCAGAAGAGAUGCGUGCUGCCGUUGGUAGACGAUUGGCGGGCGUCGACAGACAAUCCAGACUGGUGCUUGGUAGCGAUGAGGAAGAUAGCCCCCUUCAGGACUCUAAAAGAUCCAGUGUAACGUCCGAAAUGGGCCACGAACUCGACACCCAUUCAAUCAACAAAAUGCCCGGCGAAUACGAAUCGAGUUCAUCAUUUUUGGAAAAACUCGGCGCAAAUACCGACACUUUCCUCCAGCGAUUUUUCGAAUGGUGGGGCACAAUAUGUGCCGAAAGACCAUGGCUGGUACUGUUUUUGGGCGCUUGUGUUGUCGUAGGCCUGGGACACGGUAUCAAAUAUUUGAAAGUUACCACCGAUCCGGUGGAAUUGUGGGCAUCGCCAACUUCGAGAAGUCGCAUCGAAAAGGAAUAUUUCGAUAGUCAUUUCGAGCCGUUCUAUCGAAACGAACAAGUCAUAAUCAAAGCGGUGAAUUUGCCGCAAAUUCAUCACAAUACUUCGAAUGGCGAAGUUGUUUUUGGGCCUGCGUUCGAUGCGACGUUUUUGAAAGAAGUGUUGAAAUUGCAAGAGAGGAUUAAAGCGAUUGGGGCCGACACUGAUUAUGCCUUGGGGAGGAUUUGUUUUGCGCCCUUGAGGAGUGUAGGGAAGGUCAGCACAGACGUGGAGGAAUGCGUUGUCCAAAGUAUUUGGGGGUAUUAUCAGAAUGAUGAAGAGACGUUCGAUGAGACGGAUGUCGAUCCGGAUGGUUUUGAGACGAAUUAUUUGGAUUACUUCAUUUCGUGUGCGCAAAACCCCUACAACCCGAAAUGCCUCGCCCCUUACGGGGGCCCCGUCGACCCCGCCAUCGCAAUGGGCGGUUUCCUCCAACCAGGUGAAAACCUCUCAAAACAACCAAACUACCAAAACGCCACAGCUGUAAUCCUCACAUUCCUCGUAAACAACUAUCACAACAAAACCAAACUCUCGCCGGCAAUGGAGUGGGAAAAAGCGUUCGUCGCCUUCAUGAAAAACUAUACAACGAGCGAAAAACCCUCCUACAUGGAAAUCGCCUUCACUUCGGAACGCUCAAUCGAAGACGAACUCGAUCGCGAAAGCCAAUCAGACGUCGUCACAAUUCUAGUUUCCUACAUUAUCAUGUUUGCGUAUAUUGCCGUUUCGUUGGGACAAGUCAAUACCUGCUCCCGCCUUUUGAUCGAUAGUAAAAUUACGUUGGGUUUGGGGGGAGUCCUCAUAGUUUUGGCUUCGGUGGUUUCGUCCGUUGGUUUAUUUGGUUUUGUUGGUUUGCCUGCAACGCUGAUCAUAAUAGAGGUGAUUCCGUUCUUGGUUUUGGCUGUUGGUGUGGACAAUAUUUUUAUUCUUGUCCAAACGCAUCAAAGGGAAGGCAAAAAACCGACAGAAACACAUGCGCAACACAUUGGACGCACUUUGGGUCAAGUUGGCCCGUCGAUGCUUCUAACAAGUGUGUCGGAAAGUUGUUGUUUCUUCCUUGGUAGUUUAUCAGAUAUGCCAGCUGUUAAAGCUUUCGCUUUGUAUGCCGGGAUGGCGCUCUUGUUCGAUUUCCUCCUCCAGAUCACCUGUUUCGUCAGUUUGUUAUCACUGGACACCAUCAGGCAGGCCAGUAACCGCUUCGAUAUUUGUUGCUUUAUCAAAGGUUCGAAGAAAGAAAUCGUGCAAACGAAUCAGGAAGGCUUGCUUUACUCGUUUUUCAAAUCGAUUUACGUCCCACUUUUGAUGAAUCGCUUCGUGCGGGCGUUUGUCAUGAUUGUAUUUUUCGGUUGGUUGUGUUCGUCCAUUGCCGUGGUGCCACAUAUCGAGAUUGGAUUGGAUCAGGAAUUGUCGAUGCCGGAGGAUAGUUACGUGUUGAAAUAUUUCAAGUUUUUGAAGGACGAUUUGAGUAUUGGACCGCCGAUGUAUUUCGUGGUUAAGGAUGGGUUGAAUUAUAGCGAUCCGAAGGCGCAGAAUGUGAUUUGUGGAGGACAGUAUUGUGAUUUGGAUUCGUUGAUUACGCAAGUUUUUGAAGCGUCAAAGGUGCCCGAAAGGACGUAUAUUGCAAGGCCGAGUUCGAGUUGGUUGGAUGAUUAUAUUGACUGGGCGGCGGCGGCGAAAACGUGUUGUAAAUAUAAUAAGACGACGGGAGCGUUCUGUCCACAUACUAAAGGCACUUGUGCCACCUGCAACAUCUCCUACCUCCCCCUCAACCACCGUCCAACCCCCAACGACUUCGAACACUACGUCUCGUUCUUCCUCCAAGACAACCCUGACGAAACAUGCGCCAAAGCCGGCCAUGCUGCAUACAGUCAAGGUGUAAACUACGCCACAAACAAAACAACACACUUAUCAAAAGUCGGCGCUUCGUACUUCAUGGCCUACCACACAAUCCUCAAAACGUCAAAAGACUACUACGAAAGCAUGCGCUCGGCGCGUAAAGUCUCCGCCAACAUAACAAACACCAUCAACACCAAAAUCCCCUCUAGUCAAAUCGAAGUAUUCCCAUACUCCGUAUUCUACGUUUUCUACGAACAGUACCUAACCAUGUGGCCCGACACACUACAAAGUAUGGCCAUAAGUUUAGCGGCGAUUUUCGUCGUGACGUUCCUCCUCAUGGGACUGGACUUCUUCUCAUCGGCUGUGGUCGUGAUCACGAUCACGAUGAUCGUGGUCAACCUAGGCGGCUUGAUGUACUGGUGGCAUAUAACACUUAACGCCGUUUCGCUGGUGAACUUGGUCAUGGCGGUUGGAAUCGCCGUGGAGUUCUGUUCGCACCUGGUGCACAGUUUCUCCGUUUCGCUGAAGACGACGCGCGUGGAACGGGCGGCCGAUUCGUUGACGAGGAUGGGAAGUUCGAUUUUUUCGGGGAUUACCCUGACGAAGUUUGGAGGGAUUAUUGUGUUGGGCUUCGCCAAGUCGCAGAUUUUCCAAGUGUUUUACUUCAGGAUGUAUUUGGGGAUUGUGCUCUUCGGGGCGGCGCAUGGCCUGAUUUUCCUGCCAGUGCUGCUUAGCUAUGUCGGAACCCCGAUGAAUAAAGAGAAAUUGGCGAAACACAGGAAUUUAAACGGAGACCAUUUCCAGGAAACGGAAUUCGGCAGAGCGUGAUGCAAACCAAACGCCGAUACCAUCACACACCACCAGAGGACGCACCGACAAUUGUGUCACCUCUGCUGCCAUCCACUUCAAGUGCCCACUACGAUGCUAUAGUAUCCGUAGACACGUGAUUAGUCACGUGGCUAUUUAGUGUUAGUUAAAGAUUAAAGAAAUUUAGCCAUUGUUAGAUUAUCGAAUAGGUGGUGUGUACAUAAUAUAUACUCUCAUUUGUUAGUUGGUGAGUUUUGUGAUGAGUGUACAUGUCUUCGAUUGUGAUCAAGAAUCUUGACCAAAGUAUUAAAAUAUCAUUUCUUUCUCUAAGACUGCUCAGUCGCAAACUUUGACUAAUCCAUCAGUUCAAAAUUACAUUUGUAAUUUUGUACUUAUCUUAGAUGAAUUUACUUAAUGUUGUAACGGCUUAUUUAUUUUUGUAUGUGGCUUUGUGUUAGGAAAAUGCUCAUUUGUUUGGGAAAAACAGGGUCUUUUUUAUGGCCGUCGUUUCAUAUUAAGUUUUCUGGAACAUUCCGAAAAUAUUUAAUAUUAUUGUAAAAAUUUAUAUUUUGUGCUAGAACUGUGUGUAUAAAUGUAUUUUACAA
Molecule: messenger RNA, 4927 nt
Organism: Tribolium castaneum (red flour beetle)
Lineage: Eukaryota; Metazoa; Arthropoda; Insecta; Coleoptera; Tenebrionidae
Gene: Npc1a
Product: Niemann-Pick type C-1a
Exons: 10
Coding region: 210-4343 (1377 amino acids)
Biological process (GO): intestinal cholesterol absorption; cholesterol homeostasis
Cellular component (GO): plasma membrane
Molecular function (GO): lipid carrier activity; cholesterol binding
Source: RefSeq, a predicted model, not a curated record